This is a messenger RNA of Electrophorus electricus (electric eel), 918 nucleotides long. The record is from RefSeq and is a predicted model, not a curated record. NCBI's taxonomy places the organism in Eukaryota, Metazoa, Chordata, Actinopteri, Gymnotiformes, Gymnotidae.
AUGACUGCCCAACAGUCAUCUGAGAGGCAGCAUUCACCAGCAGACAGCAGGAACCCCAGUUAUGUGACAGACGGCUUGCACCACUGGAGCUUGGAUGCAGUAGAUCACCUGGUGAGGUCUAAGAAUUGCUCUUCUGCCAGCAGCAUAACAUCCUCAUCUAGUCCUAUAACAUUUACAGAAUCGUCUAUCUGCGCGCAAUGCACCCUUGAAAUUCGGGACAAAUAUUUAUUAAAGGUGAAUAACUUAACUUGGCAUGUGAAAUGUCUGCAAUGCUCAGUGUGCAGAAUUGCUUUGCAUCAACACAGCACCUGCUACAUCAGGAAUCAGGAGGUCUUCUGUAAACUGGACUAUGAAAGUACCUUCGGCAUAAGGUGUGCCUGGUGCGAUCACCAGAUCAACACCUGUGACUGGGUGCGUCGGGCUAGGAGCUACACCUUCCACCUCGCCUGCUUUGUGUGCUUCUCUUGCAAAAGGCAGCUCUCAACAGGAGAAGAGUUUGGCUUGGUGGACAGCAGGGUACUGUGCCGCAUGCACUACGGGAUGUUUGUCAUUUUUUUUGUUUGUUUGUUUUCCUCUGGAGAUGGGACAAGUUUGGAGACGGUUCUGCUUUCAGACUGCCUGUCAAAGCCUUUCAAAAGAGCGCGCACUGCAUUCACCACAGAGCAGCUACAGCUCAUGCAGAUGCAGUUCACCCAGGAUAACAACCCCGAUGCCCAGACUUUGCAGAAACUGGCACGUAUGACUGGACUGAGCCGAAGAGUUAUACAGGUUUGGUUUCAAAAUUGUCGAGCGAGACAGAAGAAGCAUCCUGUCACCACUCCACUUCUGCAUGAGUUGCACCUCUUGGCUUUCAGCAGACCCGAGGGAGCGCAGCAAACCAAUCAUUCUCAUCUACAGCUGUCCAGACUGUUUCCAUGA